Myotis brandtii (Brandt's bat) is the source of this 657-nucleotide messenger RNA. It is a transcript of the gene FABP5, whose product is annotated as fatty acid binding protein 5 (psoriasis-associated). Gene Ontology annotation, molecular function: fatty acid binding. Gene Ontology annotation, cellular component: nucleus; cytosol. The record is from RefSeq and is a predicted model, not a curated record. The transcript has 3 exons. NCBI's taxonomy places the organism in Eukaryota, Metazoa, Chordata, Mammalia, Chiroptera, Vespertilionidae. The coding region runs from base 146 to 466 and encodes 106 amino acids. Gene Ontology annotation, biological process: fatty acid transport.
ACUGGGUCUGUGUUUGCCAUAGUUCUUAGGAGUAAGUGAAAAUACACCCAGCACAGUAAUUACAAUGGGCUCGAAUCUUGCAUUCUGUAAGCUGUAACUCUGGUCCUCCUGACAGAGAAUGUGAUUGACAUUCACAGGUGUGGGAAUGGCUAUGCGGAAAAUGGGCGCCAUGGCCAAGCCAGACUGUGUCAUCACUUCCGACGGCACACACCUCACCGUCAGAACCGAGAGCACGUUGAAGACCACCCAGUUCUCAUGCAACCUGGGAGAGAAGUUUGAAGAGACCACAGCAGAUGGCAGGAAAACUCAGACCGUCUGCAACUUCGUCAACGGUGCGCUGGUCCAGCACCAGGAGUGGGACGGGAAGGAGAGCACCAUCACGCGGCGGCUGGAGGGCGGGAAGCUAGUGGUGGAAUGCGUCAUGAACAAUGUCAAUUGUACUCGGGUCUAUGAGAAAGUGGAGUAAGAAUUCCAUCAUCCUUCCAGGCGGGAAUUAGCCAUGAGGAUAAACAAGCUCAGUUCAAUGAGCAAAUCUCUCCACGCGUUUUUUCCCCUUUACUGUGUUCAGUUAUCACAACCAUUUUACAUGCAACUAUUUCUGAGUUGGUUUAAUUAAGAUCGACCGUUUCGUUAGUAAAUAAAUGUGUUUAUGCUAUA